Molecule: messenger RNA, 794 nt
Organism: Xiphias gladius (swordfish)
Lineage: Eukaryota; Metazoa; Chordata; Actinopteri; Istiophoriformes; Xiphiidae
Product: putative ferric-chelate reductase 1
Exons: 7
Coding region: 63-794 (243 amino acids)
Biological process (GO): regulation of glutamate receptor signaling pathway
Source: RefSeq, a predicted model, not a curated record
AGCAGGAACAGCUGAACAAAGAACCUUCUUUCAGCUCAACAUUUGACCUUUGCAGCAUAAGAAUGGAACGAGGAUUGAUUCUGAUGGUCGCUGCAUUCAUGGUUUUUGUGGGCCAAGGAAUGUGUCAAAUCGAACCAGAGGUGGAGAUCACUCGAGAAGGUUGUGGAGUCACUAAACUGUGUCUGGAGACACCAGACGACUGUGAUCCCGCAUCAUGCGGCAGUUGUCUGUUUACGUCUCUGGUCACCACUCCCGUUGAGGCUGCCGAUGGUCUCAACAUUUCCUUCGAACUCAGAGGACGCUCAACGGAUUACAUCGCAGUGGGACUUACCUUAGACAUAUUCAAAGGUAAAAGCACAGUUUUCAUUUGUAUCAAUGCGGUGAACGCUGUUGCUCCGUUUAACACCGACGUACAAGACAGAGAUAACUUAAAUGCUGAGUUCGAGACUUCGUUUUCGGAAAUGUCAGACAUCGAGGGGAAGAUAACUGACAACGUGAUCCGCUGUAGGUUCAACGUCAGCAAUUUCAUACCGCCCGGAGAAGACAGGAGCAGCCGUAACGAGUCCUACUUUGUCUUCUUGGGGACUGGUGUUUACAACGGAGAUAUAAAUCCUAUCGAAAUCGUCUUGAACGGCGGCCUUCUGAACAUAUCCGACCCGACCAGCAACGUUGCCCCCACAGCAGCACCCACAACAAUGUCCAGUACGACAUCAGGAGCCAGUAGUGUUCUCCGCCCUCACGCUUUGCUUCUCCUGCUGAGUGUCCUCACACUGUCCAUCAAGCAGAGAGCCUGA